Andrographis paniculata is the source of this 1324-nucleotide messenger RNA. Its product is annotated as protein BOBBER 2. Gene Ontology annotation, cellular component: cytoplasm. The transcript has 6 exons. The record is from RefSeq and is a predicted model, not a curated record. Lineage: Eukaryota; Viridiplantae; Streptophyta; Magnoliopsida; Lamiales; Acanthaceae. Gene Ontology annotation, biological process: protein folding. The coding region runs from base 89 to 1030 and encodes 313 amino acids.
UAUACUAAAUACGUUCUACACACUCGCACACCCCGACUGCGGAAUUGAUAAAACCCUCGAACAAUCUCGGAUUUUGAUAGCUGCCCCCAUGGCGAUUCUCUCUGAGUACAAAGAAGAAGACCAGAAGAAGCCGACGGCGUCGACCUCAUCUACGACGAAAACGUUUUCGGCAGCACUCGAUCCGUCGGAUCCGCUAGGGUUUUUGGAGAAGGUUUUCGAGUUCGUUGCCAAAGAGACGGAUCUGUUCAAGAGCGACAAUCUGGUGAAGGAUGUGAAUGCAGUGGUUAGAGUGGUCAAGGAUAAAGUGGAGGCUGAAGAGAAGAGUAAGAAGGAUGUGAAAAUCGAUGGGAAUGGUAAGGUGGAAAAGCAGGCUAAAGCGCGGGAGCAGGAGGAAGCGAGGGACGAUGCGGUCAAGAAGGAGUCUGCCCACCCCCCGGUUGAAAAGGCAGAAGAGGAGGUGGUGACCGAGGCGAAGGGAAGCGGGAGUAAAGCGGAAGAACAGGAGAAAGGGUCUCGAGCUCCUAACAGAGCCAAUGGCCUUGACAUGGAUACAUACACUUGGGGCCAAACCUUGCAGGAGGUCAACAUUACUGUUCCCGUCCCUCCUGGUACAAAAUCAAGAUUCAUUUCUUGUGAGAUAAAGAAGAACCAUCUGAAAGUGGGACUCAAGGGUCAGCCAGCAGUUAUCGAUGGAGAACUCUUUCAGGCUGUGAAGGUUGAUGAUUGCUUCUGGAGUUUAGAGGACCAGAAAUCUGUCUCCAUUCUUCUGACUAAACAAAACCAGAUGGAAUGGUGGAAAUAUCUGGUGAAGGGAGAGCCGGAGAUAGACACUCAGAAGGUAGAGCCAGAAAACAGCAAAUUGUCUGAUCUGGACCCAGAAACGCGGACCACCGUGGAGAAGAUGAUGUUUGACCAAAGACAGAAGCAGAUGGGCCUUCCUACCAGCGAUGAGAUGCAGAAGCAAGAGAUAUUGAAGAAGUUCAUGGCAGAGCAUCCGGAGAUGGACUUCUCGAAGGCGAAGAUAUCCUAAAGAGGCAGGGGGCUAGAGCUCGCUCUGGAAAACAGAGAUAAUACAUAGAGAGGAGGAGGAGGAGGCAAGGCAGGACAGGACAGGACGGGAUGGGACAGGAGGCAACAUGAAUGAAUGAAUGAAUGAGAUUGCGUUGUUGCCUUUUCUUCCUUUGCUUUGUGAAGUUGUUACUUCAGUGAGUGAGUCAUGGGACCUUCUUUGCUGGACUAGAGAUGGAUGAUCCUUAUGAUGGGCUAGCUUGAGAUCAUCAUCAUCACCAUCAUUAUAUAUCAAUUUGGGAACGCUUACUCUCUA